AAUGAAACGCAUCAGUUCAGAUUCUAUUCCAACUGGUCCAAUCAGGAGCUGAUCCAGGUUUUGUCCUGGUGUCUCAUCUUUAACCCAAUGAUCAGUGAUCUUUAAAAAAGGGUCUUCUAUCAAAUGUUCGGUUUGAGCAGCACGUCACUCUCAACCAGUAUUAAGGCAGCUGAUGGACACAGUCCCUCCAAAGUGUCCUGGGAUGUCCUCGGGACUCUUUCAGGUCAAAACACUUCCCCAGGGAGGCGUCCAGGAGGAAUCUGUACCAGACACUGGGCAGCAGUUUUCAGUUCUUAGCAGUACUCUGUGGAACUAAAUAUUCCUGAAAUGGCAGUAGGCAGUUCUAGAAAUGUUUUUGUGGUGUAUGUAUACAUGUCUCCUCUAGGUGAGAUUAUUAGAAAGCAUUCUAUUAAUUUUCAUUUUUACGCAGAUGAUACUCAGCUAUGUAUGUCCUUGGAACCAAAUGAAACAGAUCAACUAGUCAAAAUUCAGGGUUGUUUAAAAGACAUCAAAUCCUGGAUGUCCAAAAAAUUCCUUCAACUAAAUUCAGAUAAAACUGAAAUUCUUAUUGUUAAAAAUCUGAGAGAGACACUAUUGAGUCAGAUAGCCACCCUGGAUGGCAUAACAUUAGUUUCAGAUUCUACUGUGAGGAACCUUGGUGUCAUCUUUGACCAGGAUCUCUCUUUUACAUCAUACAUUAAACAAAUCUCCAGAACCGCCUACUUCCAUCUUAGAAAUAUAGCUAAAAUCAGAAGCAUCUUCUCUCAGAGCGAUGCAGAGAAACUGAUUCAUGCAUUUGUUACUGUACCUCUAGGCUGGACUACUGUAACUCCUUACUCAUAGGAUGUCCUAACAGCUCCUUAAAAAGCCUACAGCUUAUUCAAAAUGCUGCAGCCAGAGUUCUGACAGGACUUAGAAAGAGAGAUCACAUUUCUCCUACAUUAGCUUCUCUGCACUGGCUGCCUGUGAAAUGUAGGAUAGAAUUUAAAAUUCUCCUACUCACAUACAAAGUACUCAAUGUUAAAGCUCCUUCUUAUCUUAAAGACCUCAUAGUUCCUUAGGCUCCCAGCAGAACGCUUCGUUCUCAGAGCGCGUUCCUAGAGUUUUUAAAUGUAGAACGGGAGGCAGAGCUUUUAGCUACCAAGCUCCUCUCUUCUGGAACCAGCUGCCUCUUCAGGUUCGAGAAGCUGACACACUCUCCACCUUUAAGAUUAGGCUUAAAACCUUUCUUUUUGAUAAAGCUUAUAGUUAGAGAUGGUUCAGGUCAUUGGCAAUGAUUGUUAGUCACAGGAACCAUCUCUUAGUUAAGCUGCAAUAGACAUAGACUGCUGGGGGACUUAAUUUAUACACUGAGCUCCUCUGUUUCCUUCUACCUCUUCUGUCCAAUAACCUCCCAUCGUUGUUCCAUGUUCAGCUAACCUUGUCUCUUUCUCUCCAGUAGUUGUGCUCCUCUCCCGCUCUCUCUCUCUCUCUCUCUCUCUCUCUCUCUCUCUCUCUCUCUCUCUCUCUCUCUCUCUCUCUCUCUCUCCCUUUCCUCCACUCUGUCCUCACCUACAGGUAUCAUUGGACUUUAAGUUUGGUGUCUGUGAUGGGCAGCUGCAGAUCCAACCAUCCUGCCUGUAUCCAGUCCCUGGUCAAACUGUCCCGCCGGUGCUCUGCUGUUGCUUGUUGUUGCUUGUUGUUGUUGCUGUGCUUUUCUCUCUCUCUCUAUCCCCUCACCCCAACCGGUCGAGGCAGAUGGCCGCCCACAUCCAGCCUGGUUCUGCUGGAGGUUUCUUCCUUGUUAGAGAGGGAGUUUUUCCUCUCCACUGUUGCUGUCAAAUUAAAUACUUGCUGUAUGUGGGAUUUGUUGGGUUUAGUUGUGUGAGGUCUUAAACCUUACUUUGUAUAGUGCCUUGAGAUAACUUUGUUGUGAUUUGGUGCUAUAUAAAUAAAAUUGAAUUGAAUUGAAUAGAAUGUCUUUGAUGUAGACCUUCAAAGAUGACAUCAGGGUUCCAGCAUUAUCGUCAACCAGACCUAUGUGGAGACUACUACUAAAGACUACUAUGUAGUUUGAUACAGUGUGAGCUUCCUCAGAGACCAGCCCCCUGUUCUGCCCACAGAUUCUACUGAUGAAUGCUGUCACUGAACACAAUCUCCUCAUAAACUGACCUCUGGCUACAAGCCGCUAACUGUCUGACCCAGUUGGCUUCUCCCCGUUUACUGAACAUGCUGAUUCUAGGCUGUUCCAGGCCAGUUGAUGCAGGUCUAAUCCUGCCUCUGCUCUUGGUUGUGGAUCAGCAGGGACCCGUGCUCUUUGAGGAUGGACCUAAUCCUGAUCAAGAUUAACAGAUCAGCUUCAACGCAGCACAGAACACACACAGAGAAGCGUCACAGGAAGCAGAUAGUCUUAUUGAGAGAAACAGAGUCAAACAGCUGUGAUACAUCGAUGUGAUUCAUCUAGGAAGGCACAACAUUGACCCACAGAACCUGAAACAUCAUGGUAAACAAAAGCUCAACAAUCCAUGUGAAAAUGGUAAGAACCCAGAUCAUCAUGCUCUUAGUUUGACUUAUUAAAGAUAGUUAAUGUUGUGUUUGACCCAGAGUCCUCACCAGGUCAUCUGGCUGCACCAGUGAUGAUAUCAUCCUUGAGGAAGUAGCUUCAUCCUCUCAUCACAGAGUCUGGAACAGAACCAAAGUUUCUCCUGAACCUCAAACAGGAUUAAGAGAAUCAGCUUCCUGUCCCACCAGACUCUCUCUGUCCUCUCUGUCUUGUUCAUCCUUACAUCAGCACUUUCUGCAGCUUCAGGAUCCUUGAUUGAGUUCAGGAAUUUUGCUAUUGGUAUCAACCCAAAAUGUAUCUCUGAGCUGCUGAUAUCACAGGCCAAACCUGAAGUCAAGAUCCAUCACCAACUGUCUUUAACACAAACUUGGAUGCAGGUUUUUCUUUGUGAUCUUUAAAGAUGCACCUUCCCAGGUGGUUGAUAGGGGCGUGUCUGUGGUUGCUAUGCAUCACAGAUGUCUGGGGGGCAACCUUUAAACUGGCUCUGGUUGGUCCGUGGUCAUGUGACCCCCUGUUCUCUCGGGCAAUGCCAACAGCAGCAGCAAACCUGGCGCUGUCACGGCUGCAGAGCGACAGCGCGAUGAGCCGAGGCUACUGGUUUGAUGUCAAAGUACUGGAUGAGGACUGCUCUUCCUCCAGAGCUCUGACAAAACUUGGGGAAAUGAAGGGUUAUGGUCACGCCUACAUUGGACCGUUUAACCCGGCCCUGUGCAAAGCUGCCUCUUUGUUCACUCAGCAGUGGGAUGUAGGACUGUCCUCACCAGGCUGUCUGAACGCUGAAUGGCCAAACCUUCCACCCAUUACCCCUCCCAGCAUUGUCCUGUUCACGUUGCUCAAGUUCUUCCGCUGGGCGCAUGUUGCCAUUAUUUCAGCUCCAACUGACCUCUGGGAGAGCACUGGACAGGAAGUGGCAUUGGCACUGCGAGCUAUGGGACUGCCCAUUUAUCCGGUGGUUACCAUGGAAACAAAGAACAAUGAUGGAGCUCGUGAGGCACUAAAAGUGGUCAGACAAGCAGAAAAAGUGAAAGUGGUCAUCAUGUGCAUGACCUCUGCACUGAUUGGUGGAGAGCACCAGGGAGAGCUCCUAUUGGCUGCUUUAGACAUGGGAAUGAUUUCUGAUGGUUAUGUGUUUAUACCCUACGACACGCUGCUGUACACCAUGCCGUACCAGGACACAGUGUUCCCUCAGCUUACCAAUAGUACACGGCUACGCCAUGCCUAUAGUGCUGUCCUGACUGUUACCAUGGCGUCGUACCAGAGUUUCUAUGAAGCUUUUCGUUUGGCUCAAAUUAGCCGAGAGAUCCGGUCCGCCGUCCCUGCUACUGAGGUAAAUAUCAGAUACACAAUAAAUAAAUAA
Messenger RNA from Betta splendens (Siamese fighting fish), 3899 nucleotides. Its product is annotated as retinal guanylyl cyclase 2-like. Lineage: Eukaryota; Metazoa; Chordata; Actinopteri; Anabantiformes; Osphronemidae. The record is from RefSeq and is a predicted model, not a curated record. The transcript is spliced from 7 exons. The coding region runs from base 2943 to 3899 and encodes 318 amino acids.